AAUUCAAGAUGGAUGGAAUCACGGCAUCGGCGGCGCGCGGCACCAAAUUCUAAACCAAAUAAAAUCAUCACCCGAGCCCGGGGCUGGGUCAGGCACAGACUGAGGAAAAGAAAGAAAGAGGCCGAGGCGCCGCUCAAUCACAGGGUAGAGCAGACAAUGGAAGGAUUACUUCACUACAUCAAUCCAGCGCAUGCCAUCUCUCUCCUGAGUGCACUUAACGAGGAUCGCCUAAAGGGCCAACUUUGUGACGUUGUCCUAAUUGUUGGUGACCAUAAAUUCCGGGCUCACAAGAAUGUUUUGGCUGCUAGCAGUGACUAUUUCCGUUCUUUGUUUACCAAGAAGGAGAACGAAAGCCAGUCGGUCUUCCAGUUAGAUCUCUGUGAAGCAGCUAUCUUUGAGAAUAUUCUAAAUUACAUCUAUUCCUCAUCCCUCUUCAUAGAGAAGAAAAGCCUUUCAGCCAUUCACUCUCUUGGUGGCAAUCUUGGUAUCUCUUUCCUGACCAGCAUUCCAUCACAGACACCUCAGAUUUCCUGUGCCCCAAAUUCUGUCAAGAAGCACAGCAAAGUUGGUGAAGAUCUAAGUAGUGCCCAGCCACGGAGUGUGAUUGUGUGUCAGAGUCGCAGUGACCUUGAUAAAAGUAACGCUGAGUCUGAAGCAAAGGGAGGGGAUUCAAGUCAGAAAAAGGGACCAUCGGAGGAAGAUCCAAGUCACAGUUUUAAGUCUUCAUCUUUGAAUGCUUUACGAGCAAAUUCUAAUUCUCUGACCAGGGAUGCUGAUACAACUCACCUUUUGGACGAUAAAGGACAACCUUUGUUAAAAGAUAUUCGUGGAGCUUUAGGUAACACUAAAUUCCAUUCAACCUUCAAAUCUCUCGAUGAUCAAAAUAGGUUGAGGUUUUGGUCUGAAAGGAGAAAUUCCAUGAGUGCAGAUGGCACUUCAGGUUUUACUAGUAAUGUUUCCGAGAGGAGGCAAAGUCUUACUGACCUCUUGAUAAAUGGAAAGCCUUUACCUAGGCCACAACUUUCGCCUGCAUUUUCAUUUCAUGGAACUACAGGACUUGCAUAUUCCCAACAAAAACCUGGGAACACAGUAAAUGCUGGCAAAACCGAAGAGAGUAAUUUGCUGUAUUACACCAAAGUAGGGUCUACGGUUCAACCUGGAAGAUUGCCACCUAGCAGCCAGAGUGUUGUCAGCAGUGGCCCAUUGGUGAAGAGUCUCCUACGUAGGUCAUUGUCAAUGGAUAGCCAAGUCCCUUCCUACUCUUCGUCUCUUGAUCUGAAAAUGACCUACGGAUCACAGAUCUGUAAACGGGAACCAUUGGAGUUGACUUGUGAUGCAUCAUCCCAAAAGCCAUCGAUUACAGACUCAAUUAAACAGCAGCUUCUAAAGGAAAAGCCAAAGGUUGAUCAGUCUUGUCGACCAAAACAACUUAAUGUAUCUCAGGCUGCUGAAGCCGAUGCCAUCUCUCUGACUUCAGCUGUUAAAGUGAAAACAGAGCCCUGCAGCCCUGCCUCGGAUACUUCUGAUAUAAUUACGGUUACAGUAGGAGAAACCUCACCAUGUACCAGUAAGGAAUUUGCUGUGAAAAAUGUGGAGAGGAACAGAAGAACAUCAAUGCUCCCAAUGAAGAGGAGGUUCUUGGCUGAAAAUGCAAAACUUUCUUAUGAAAAAUCAGAAACUUUGCAGCAUUCUCCCAAUAUAGCACAGAGCUUUGAGGAAAAUUCAAGCCCGACAGCAGAUGAUACUAAUCUUGAUCUGUCAAAGACUGAUGAGAACAAGGAUGAAUAUUCAGAGUCUGAAUCAGCAAUAACUGGCAAGCAGUUCAAAUGCAUGACCUGUUUCAAGAUUUUCCGAUCCACAGCAGGUCUUUUCCGGCAUGUGGAUAUGUACCAUAACCCAGAUAAGCCAUAUGCGUGUGAUAUCUGCCACAAGAGAUUUCUCACCAAUUUCAAAGUUUGGACACACUGCCAAACUCAACAUGGAGUGGUUAUCAACCCAUCAGCAGCUACCAGCUCCAGUCUAGUUCCAGAAGAAAAAUUUCAAAAGAAACUGAAUGAUAUGAUGCGCGAAAGAGAGAUCAAGAAGGCUCUAUUUCACAAGUUGCGGCGUAGGCAGGGGUCUCAUAGUUACCCAGGCCUGCGGUCAGAACAAGCAUUCAAAAAAAAUUUGAAAUCUGCAAGUAAGGGAGUAUACAUUUGUACUACAUGUGGAAAGUUGUUUCGUUUUCUAUCACGUUAUAGGCAACACAUGAAGACCCACCCAGGUGAGAAGCCCUUUGUUUGCAAGCUAUAUAACAGGGCUUUCAAAUCAAAAGAACAAGCUGUUACUGAAAGUGUAAGUGAAGAUAAUAUUGAGCAUCAGUGUGAGCAUUGUAAUACCAAAAUGUCGUCCUUGGCAGAGAAGACAAAGCAUGAGAGAAUCUGUAGGAAUGUUACUGUGUGCUGCUACUGCAGCCUUAGGUUCUGUUCUAGAGAACUGAAACAGGAGCAUGAAAAUCAGUGUGAAUAUAAGAAGUUAACCUGUCUAGAAUGUAAACGUACAUUCAAAUCAUCAUUCAGCAUAUGGCGUCAUCAGAUUGAAGUUCACAAUGAAAACACAAUGGCCCCAGUGGAAAAAUCUAAUUUGGAUUCAAUCUGUCAUAAUGGUGUCUUGCCUAAAGAAGUUCAAACUGAAGCAGGAGAGGAUGCUGUUGUCAGUCCUAGUACAUCAAAAGAGUAUGAUGCCUGCAGUGACUCUUCAGAGCCAAUGUAUGUUGACUCUGAAGAUUCUUCUUGCUUUCCUGAAGAUUUGAGUAUCUCUAAUCGGAGAAAUAUAAGCAGUAACAACAACCAUCUACCUGAUGUAGUUUCCACAAAUCCCAUUCAUCUGGAAGAUGUGACAUCAGAAUCCAAGAGUUGUAGUGGGGAACCAGAGGACCUGACAUGCAAAGGAGAGCGUGGUCUUUGGCCAUGUGAAAAAUGUGGCAAGAUCUUCACAAUACACAAGCAACUGGAGCGUCAUCAGGAAUUGCUGUGUGCUGUUAAGCCAUUUAUUUGCCACGUUUGCCAUAAAGCCUUCCGUACCAACUUCCGCCUCUGGAGCCACUUUCAGUCCCAUAUCUCUCAAUCCGCAGACCGCCUUGAAUUUUCUAAACCUGUGAGGAGCCCUUCUUGUCCACCACCUCCCCCUCCACCACCACUCCCCGUGCCACCCCAGGAACGGUCUCCUGAACCUGAACAACCCUCAAAUCAUUCAGACAAGACAGGUAGCCCACAGGCAGCAGAUACACUUUUUACCCAUGCCCCUCCUCUUGCAGCAGCUACCUUCGAAAGGCCAUUCAUGUGCAAAUUUUGCCGUAGGACUUUCAAAACUGCGUUCAGUCUAUGGAGCCAUGAACAGACACACAACUGAAAUUAAGAUUCAAAUCUCAUGAUUUAUUUGGAAUUCCACUAGAUUAAUAUCUAAAGAUAACUUGGAAGCAGGUGUGCCAUGGACUGAAUGAAUAUACGCCAAUAUAAUGCACAACCUAUUCUCUGGAAGUUUAGGAAAAUUGAGUUGGAUAAGAAACGUGUAAGGUAAAAUAUGAAAUUGAUAUUACUGAUGGAACAAAGUAAAACCUAGAAUUUUUUAAAAAUCACCACACGCGUUACUUGGGUGCUACAUCGAAGCAUAUUUUUUAUAUGAUGGGAAUUUGCCAGUGUUACACAAUCAUUGCUUUAAAUGGGACUGGCUUAAUAUCAUUGAACUAAUCCAAGCAUUGUGAUGGAUCCUUUAAGAUGUAUGAUUUUAAUAUUCAGUAAUAUAUAUGAGGCUUCAGUAAUAUCAUGAAGGCAAUUGUGUUCUGUUAACAUUCACCGGUUCAGCCAUUUUGAUUGACUGGGUUCAGUGGAAAUGAAGAAUGACCAUUUUGACCAGGUUUUUUUUCAGCACAAGUAUGAUGCUGAAAAUGGUUUCUGCACUAGUUAAGACCCAAGAUGUAACCUGUAGCUCAAGGAUCAGUUAGCAUGGGUUUACUUGUAAGUGGCUCAUGGAAUUAUUGGGAUUUUCUGCAAGUAAUGGGCUUUAGCCAAUCAGCAGAUUGGAGUUAAAGCUGGAGCUUGAAUGUUAAUUACACCUACCCAUUUAGUAGCUUGGAUGGGAGUCUACUGCAAGCAGAGGCCUCUUAACUAAUCUGACUCAAAGAUUUUCAGCCUGAAGCCAGAGAGGGCUAAAUUUUAUUCUUUUUCAUGCAUUGAUAUCUGUGCUCACAUCCAUCCUGUGAUUUUUAUAUAGCAUCUGUUAAGGAACAGUACUUCCAUUGUAGUGUUGGAUGCACACAGUGACGUUCUAGAAAUCCUGACCUGUGACCAAAUCAAAGGUAGCAGACAACAAAUGGGAGUUCUGAAUGAUGUGAGCUAAAACUAAAGAGAAAAGAAACAAAAUGCUAUCUCUGAGAACAAAAUUAGUCUGCCUUCAGCUCUGAGCUAUGUGAAAGAUGGUCACAUUAGCUAUACUGGAGGAUAGCAGAACAGGUGUAGUACGGCACAACCAUUCUCACACCUCAAGUUCCCCUUCACAUGAUGAGUAAUGUUGAACUGUCUCCACUUUGAAGUUGUUUGCUUAACAACUAUGGAUAAUUUAAAAACAAAAUUACAGUAAAUCAAAAGUGAGUGAAAGAAAGAUUUGUUCGUAGUUACAACAAUUGACAUCAGGGAAGAAGAUCUAUCCUUCAGAAUCAUGAGCCAAACACAAUGUGGAGGCCAAUUUGUCGUAAAUAAGUAUUUUGUAUUAUAAAUUAACGUAAUAGUGAAAUGUAGUGACCCAUAAAAUGGAGCAUUACACUUAACUUUGUUUCUGUAGAAUAUACUCAGGAAGGGGUAAUGUCCAGAGCGGGAGGAUGGGUGACUUAGUGGCUUUUCUAUUUGUGCCAGGUUCUAAGAAUUAAGAUUUCCUUAUCUGCCAGUGGCUGAAAUUUGUCAUCUCAACAUCCUCCACGCCAGCUCCAAGUUUAUGCUUCAUGUAAUUAAAUUGUUUAUCAUAGAACAAAUACAAAUACAUCUAGUUAGCCUGUGUUUGACAUUCAAAUGUGGAUUUUAACAGUAUUCUGCUGAAGGGAUAAUACUGUAUCAACAUCAAACUAUGUCCAACUCAUAACUUCUGAGUCAAAUCAUGCCCCCGCCCCUGGCUAUUGUGAUUGAUAUAAAAUGCUUUGGUACUGAGUCUUUCUCAUCUUCUCAAACUGAGGAAACUAAAACUUUCAGCAAAACUGACAGGACUGUCAUAAAUUGUAUUAUCAUAAAUAUCAGUGCAACAUUCUAUUUAAUCGUAUUAUUACAAGUGAGGCUCAUGUAAUUGUUUGUUCAGUUUGUUGUAAUUAAACAUUUCCUUUUAUAAUCUAUCAUUUAUUGUAAAAGGCAAUAUGGAGUUUGGAGUUUGCAGCAUUCAAGUUUAUCAACUUCUUAAAUUUCUGAAUUUAGUACUGCACAGUACUCUGAACACCAAAUUGCUCACAGCCAAACGGUCUUAAAAAUUCUAUUUCCAUUUGGACUUGUCACUUACUGCAGUAAACCUUGUGUGAAGUUUUAAUGGAGAGCCCUCUAUUAUUCAUUUUAUUUUAGCUUGAAAACAUCAUUCUCCUGUACUGAAACCCUAUAAUGUUGAGAGCUCUGUAGCUACAAAUUGGGUAGGAUUUAUUGUAGCCCAUCAUGAUGUUUGAGUGACUUUGUGUCAAUCUCCCUGCAGCAGCCAAACCUCCCUUGAUUAGGCAGGGCACAAGGGGCUAACACACAAUUGUGGCACAGUAUAAAUUCAACUGAUUAAUGAUUCACUUGUCAUCCAUUAUCCCUGAGCCCACAAUUUUGUUGUAAUUCAAAGAACAGGUAUUCUCCAAGGGGUGAGGGGAGUUGGUCAUGGGGUUUUCCAUUAUCCCCAACCAAGGAACCUGGCAUUAACCACAGUGGUGGCGGCUGAAAAUCACCCUCUUGCUGUUGUCUCCAGCUGCCUCUUUUUUGCCUGUGGCUCCAUGAUGAUCUUAGGCCUCUAGUGGGUGCAGUAUUGCAAGCUAUCAUUGGUCUCCCUGGUGAGAUUGCCGUGAUGAACUGCCACAUAUUGAUUGCCAUCUCAGAAAUCGAAUUUCCACUGAUAGGUAUCUGAAAGUGUGGAGGAAAAGUGCAGAAGGCCUGAGAAUGUUAAGGGCACUUGAUUCCAUCAGACCUCUUUCACAGAACUGAACUCCUGCUGCUUCUCUGAUAAUGAGUGAGACCCCCAUCCAGUUGACCAUGUCGCAUCCAUUGUCUUUUCAUUUUAAAGAUUCUUUUCAUAACUAAUGCUAUUGUUAUACAAAUCUGUAAGGUAAUUUUUUGUAAGAUUCAGCUGAAGAAAACACAUGUGCCAAUCUGCUAACUGAAGCUAAGAUUGGCUAUGAUCCUUGAACUAACUAUGGGCAACAAGUCUAAUGAUUAACUGGUGUGUUACAUUUUUGCAAGCCUUCAGCACUAGCUUCACUUUACUAUUGGUUAAUCUUUCACCACUCUUCAUGACUAAACCUGCAUACGGGAAAAAAAAGUAAAGGUACUCUUAACAAUAAAGGUGGCAUAUAUUUAAACACAUUUCAAUUCUUGCUGCCAAAGAGUUAGUCAUGUUCAUUGAACAAUGAAAUGUUUGCUUUUAGAGCAGCAGAGAAGAUUCACAACAGUAGGGAAGUUUUAUCUUGGCAAGUUGCAGAUAAUCCCUUUUUAAUCAUUUAUUUGUACAGGAGAGGGGAAGGAAAUAGCAUGAUCUUGAUGUAGUUUGCAGGAAGGCGUGUUUAACAUUAAGCGUUACAACUGAAAUUGAUCACUAUACUUGUGGUGUCAGUGUCGGUUUCACUUGCACUUUUUAAAUUAUUAACAUUGCCAAAUUUUGACCAUUACUUCCAGGUCUAAUUCUGUUUCAUUUUUAUGUAUUAAAUUUAAGGCUGCCCUUGCUUUUGCUGCUGUUUUUCAAUAUUUUGUUUGUACAGAUAAAAUUGACGAAUUAGGUAUGACCUGCUGAAGUAGGUUAGAUUACUAGAGAUUAAAAAGAACACGUGCUUCAGUUUGAAAAUGGAAACGGAAGAUUAUGAAAUUGAGCCGCAAUUGUCUGAACCCAUGAUCGAUCUUUCCCUCCAAAUGCUGAAUGAAUUGGUGGUCAAUUUCAUGAUUUUCUGUUUUUGUUUUUGAAAGUCAAGCAUUUGUUUCUUUUCAUUUUCUGCAUUUCCCAUGAACCUCUCUCUCUCCGUUGAAUGAUUUCAGCCCAAAAUGUUAAUCU
Messenger RNA from Rhincodon typus (whale shark), 7245 nucleotides. RefSeq names its product zinc finger and BTB domain-containing protein 21. The coding region runs from base 13 to 3390 and encodes 1125 amino acids. Gene Ontology annotation, molecular function: RNA polymerase II cis-regulatory region sequence-specific DNA binding; DNA-binding transcription factor activity, RNA polymerase II-specific; protein binding. The record is from RefSeq and is a predicted model, not a curated record. Gene Ontology annotation, biological process: regulation of transcription by RNA polymerase II. The transcript has 2 exons. Gene Ontology annotation, cellular component: nucleus. Lineage: Eukaryota; Metazoa; Chordata; Chondrichthyes; Orectolobiformes; Rhincodontidae.